AUUUCGAAACAUAUUUCAUUUAGUAAUAUGUCAUAAUGCAAUUAUAAUAUUAUGGCAACUCUAUUUUGGAGAGUAUUCAUUAUCUCUCCACGAUCAAGCAUAUUAUUUCUAUAGUGACAACUGACAGUUAUUCUGAUUUUUUAACAGAAUGUGAAAGUAAAUGACAGAUCUUCAAGUGAAAAUUAUUUAUGUUUUAUAAAAUACUAUGAAAAUAAUUGCUAAUAUUUAAUGAAAAAUUAAACCAACUUUUUAAUAAAUAAUUAGCAAAUAAAAUUGCAUAUAGAUUUCUAUUGUAAAUUUUGUGGAAAUAAGCUAUUGCAUGCUUUAUUUGCAUUCAUAUGAUACAUUAAAAAAAAAAACAGUGUUUGAAUGUGUAGAAAGAGAAGAAUGAAUAUGAAUUUCAUAUAACAACUUGGAAUAUUCUUACUUUCAUAAGGCUUUUGAUACGUUAAUACAUAACGUAUAUGGGAAAUGAAUAUAAAGUUAAAAAAUAAUUUUUAGCAAUAAUUAAGUUAUUCUGCUAUAGUAAUAAGCAAGUUUAUUUUAUACUUUCCCCAAACGCAGCUAUAUGCAUAGUAUAGGCAUUAAUAAACUAAAUGAUUAAACUUUGAUUACGAAAAUAAAACAGUUGCUUUGAAAAUAAUUAUUACGGAAGGAAGCUCUGGAAAUAAGCAAUUGCAUGAUUUUAAGAUGGUUUCGUCUAUAAAAAGUGAUCCUGGAAUAAUAUGUUUCCAGCAUUGUACUGCAAAAAUUUUUAGUUUUAGUUUACCAGUAAAAUGUCCAAUAUGUUAUAAUAAGUUAAUUGAAAUCAGUUGCAAAUUAAUGCCAUUCCGCGUACCAUACCCAUUCGUCAAAGCCGAAGAAUAUCCCUGUGCAAUAGUUUUGAGACCGACAAAUGGUGAUUUCUUAAACGACUACAAUAAUUCAAUGGAUUUACAUAUAGGGAUUACAAACUCAAAAGGAACUAUUUACGAAUUUGAUCGAGACGGGCUCCGAUUAACUUCCAAAGGAUUAACAACAUUAUAUGGAAACUCUACAAACAAUACACGGAUAGCAAAUUGCCUUUGGCAUCAAUCUCUUUUAGUAGAAAAUGCUUCAGAAGCAUGGCAUGAACAAUGGGACAUUAUUUUAGAAACGGUUUGCAGUUUAUCAUGUUGGAAUGCUGAUAACUACGAAGAGGAAACGUAUAAUUGUUACACAUUUGUUUUAAAAUUUAUUCAAUCUUUAAAAUACAACCGAAGUAUAUUUGAAGCUGCUAAAAGUAAAACGAAAUUUUGUGAACUUUACAUUAUCCCUAAAACUGUGACCGCUGGAAAAUAUAUAUCGUUAUAUAGGAAAAUACAAAAUAAUGGAGUAUAUGCAGAUCCUAUUAAAAGCUAACAAAUACUUGUAAUUUUUCUUAUAAAAAAAAUUUUAAAACAUC
Molecule: messenger RNA, 1423 nt
Organism: Condylostylus longicornis
Lineage: Eukaryota; Metazoa; Arthropoda; Insecta; Diptera; Dolichopodidae
Product: MKRN2 opposite strand protein
Exons: 4
Coding region: 691-1380 (229 amino acids)
Source: RefSeq, a predicted model, not a curated record